Molecule: messenger RNA, 1806 nt
Organism: Cyphellophora attinorum
Lineage: Eukaryota; Fungi; Ascomycota; Eurotiomycetes; Chaetothyriales; Cyphellophoraceae
Exons: 1
Coding region: 1-1806 (601 amino acids)
Source: RefSeq, a predicted model, not a curated record
AUGGCUCUAGCGCCAUACUACUAUAGACCUUUAACGCCUCCAGAGGCUGCUGCUGGUCAGCGCGGUCACCGUCGCAACACAUCUGCCAUUUCAAGCGUUUCCUCCAACUACCGUAAUUGUGCCACAGACACGUCGCCAGAAUCAGUCCCCACCAACAACACUACACCCAAUCGCUCUCCGGUUCUUCGCCAGUAUGGACCAACUCUUCUGCCCAAGAUACGCACGCAGGACUCUGACCACGCUCCAUCGGCGACCACUGUCAGGCCAGCUCACCGCAGAGGCUCCUCUGUCAGCAACUUCUCGCAUACCACAGGAGCUCAGCGUCCUUUCAUGUACAGGAGCUCGACUGAGCCAGUCGAGGGCGCCACAAUGAUGUCGCCCAUAUCUAAUGCCCCAAGGUCUCGUGCAGCUUCUCUCGCUCCGUCGCCAGCCUUUACCAACGCCACCCUUGACCGAACGAAGAAAGUCCAUGCUCGCUCAGGCUCUACCUCAAGCCUCGACAGCACCAUGCUUUCGAAGUUUGGUUAUCCUACGUACAGAAAUAUGCCAGUCUACUCGACGCCACAUCAGCAGCCAACGCCGUCACCCGCAUUCCUGCCUCAGGAGUACCUGUCAUAUGACGGAGGCAGCAGUCUGAUGGAUCCUCCUAUCUUGACCUUGGAAGGCACUCUGGAUUUCCCCAUCGACAUCGAGUCUCUGUCGCGACCAGCAUCGGUGUCGCCUCCACCUCCUACACUCACUUCUCACGCCGGCUUGGAGACAUCCAGCCUGCUCGAUUACCUCACUCAGCCAACUCAGCCGAUUAACCUGGUUCGUCACCUGAAUCCGGGACUUGGACGUGGUAUGGUCAAUCACUUCUGGUGGGAUGUUCGGAAUCUGCGUACCUGGGACUCCUUUAAGCUAUCGACGUUUUCUACGAUCCCAGACCUCGUGACUCUGCUCAACUUCCAGCAUGACACCAGCAUCCUUCCAGCCUUCACACCCGAGGGCUGCAACAUUCAGACGGCCACUCCAGCCAGCGAGACUGAUCUGACAUCUCUCAUCACCAAGAUCUACUUCCCACGCGCCAAUGCGGCCGCUCUCAAUUCUCUCGGAGGACCCAGUUCGAUAGCACUGUACGCGGCUCCCCAGACAGCAACGGCCCAAGGAUCCAGUCCCAACUUUCUUGCGAACUAUCCUUCCGACGGCGACCGGACGCUCUCAGGCAUACCUCGCGGCCGUGUGGUCGGUAUCAGCAAGUCGUUCGACAAGUGGAACACUGGCAUGCGCCGUGAAGGGCCGGCUCGGAAAGUCGAAUACCUCAAGGGGUUGGCUCAUUUGCAGAAGUGUAUGCGCGACCACAGCUGCCGUUACGGUUUCAUCAUCACCGAGAUCGAACUGCUGUGCGUCCGUGCUGGCUGUGACGAUCGAGGGAUGCCAUAUUUUGGCUACCUCGAGCUCGCCGAGGCCAUUCCGACCAAGACUGCAUUCAAUGUGUCGGUCGAAGAUAUGCUUGCUGGUGCCGAGCUUCCCAUGACGGCCACAUUGGCGCUGUACUUCUUGCUCAUGUUGGCCAAACAGCAUCCUUUGCCCAAUCAACCCAGCAGCUUCAUGGAUGUCGGUGCUUCAGGAGCAUUAUCACGACAACGCGUCUGGAGCGGAUGGGAUCUCGACGAGGAAGAACGCGGCAAGGACGGCAAAGACAAGUGGAUUCCUGAGCCACAGAUGGGUGAGAAGCGCGAGGCUAAGACAGUUCGUGGUUGGGUUUGGCCUAACGAUCCCUGGCAUAAAAGAGAAGGAGGUGGUGGGAAGAGACGUGGUUGCUGA